Messenger RNA from Porites evermanni, 1705 nucleotides. The record is from the annotation of a GenBank genome assembly. NCBI's taxonomy places the organism in Eukaryota, Metazoa, Cnidaria, Anthozoa, Scleractinia, Poritidae.
AUGGAUCCAAGUGAUUUCACCAACUCUGGUGGUAUCCUUUCCAAAUAUUCGCCAUCAAUUAAGUAUGACUUAUCUGGCACCGCCAUCUUUGUAAAACCUUGUUAAAUGUGAUAAAUUUUACAUCAAUUCUUCUGAAAAAUUAUUCGGUGGCUCUUGUUCUCGGAAAGUUGGGAGGGCAAUAGGACAAUUGGACGAUGAUGAUAUUUGACUACAACUACCAGAAUUCAUUUCGGUUCUGCUUUGUUACUUAAAUUUGUCAAUGCCGCUGAGGAUUAAAGAACAAUAGCCUUAAUUUGCACAAGAAAACAACAAACUCAAGGAUUCUGGUAGUUGUAGUAAAAUGAUGUCAUCGUGCAAUUGUCCAAUAGAGACAUCACAUGACGCAAGAAAACGUAUGGACAUGCCCUAUCUCUCGCAACUCCUUGUACGAAAAUGCAAUACAUUUGCAGGUUGCAGUCAAUUGUGAAAGUUUUAAGAAAGUGUUGGUGGGGGAAACACAUUAAUUAUGUUGCUAAGGCAAAUAUUCCCCACUUCAGAAAUUCAGGGAGAAUGGGUACAAGCUUUGGUUUCAUAGCCUGCUCCAGGCUCCGAGAUGGUGGUGGAAAGUCGUUCAGUAAUAAGAAAUGCGAAAAACGCGUGGGGGUUGGGGAGAGACAGGGCGGCCCCUUCCCCAAGUCGUGCGCGUCUUAUUUUCGCUUUGCUCGUUUUAAUACGUUCCCACUAUACUAUCUGAGAGCCUGGCACAGGCUAGUUUCAGUGAUGUAUGGGAUUCGUUUGGGUGGGCAAGCGUCAUUUAUGAUUGGUCGAUGGUAUUCAAGGCAACCAUUAACCAAUAAUAAGUAAGGCUUGUCCACCAAAACGAUUUCAGAAAUCAUUGGACCCAAAGCCUGUACCCAUACUCCUUUUCGUUUGUGGAGUGGGAAAUUACGUCACAACUCUCUUAACUGACACACGGUUUAGAAUGAUUUCACAGUAUAAAUUUUAAAUGCUUUUAAACGCUAUACAACUAGAUUUGUUGAAAACGUUUUUAUAGCCUUAAUACGGCAUAGAAACACGGUUGGCGGUUUCGCGGAUAAUCACGUGGACGACUGAGCCGAAAAGCGUAGACGUCAGAAAGGUAGGAAGCACUCGUGCCACCCGAAAUAAAGUGUAAACAGUAAUUUUUACCAAGACACGUGGGUGCCGGGUACUAGAAAUAAACUGGACUUAUCUUGAAGACCCGUGAACUACAUUGUUAGCAUCCCUGGCGACUAAGCUAUGAGUUCAGGGAGAUGCAGGUCCUAAGCGCUCAUAAAGAAUGCACUUCACAUUUCAUUAUCUCUGUCAGUUAACCCACUCAUGGAGUUUUCCAGCUUCUCUUUUUUCAAACCACAAGGUUGAGUACAAAAUUUUUGAUACGAAGUGAUGUGAUUGGUGUUCUCAUGCAAGAUAAACUUGUAUUUUUCAUCUGGCCUUAUUUUAAAAGUGAAAAUUUUGGAACUCGGAAGAACGUGGUUCUUGUCCACUGCAGUGGAGUGUUGAGCUAAAUUUAGUGAAGGCGCUUGCUCCUCGGAUGAUUAUUUUAUGUGACAGAGUUUUGUUUUCAAUUCAUUUUGACUGCUUCCUAAUUUGUCCCUAGGAAUCAGCGGCUGUCAUUGUGGCUUUGUUUGAGUUGAACACUCCAGAAUUCAGUAUGAUGCUAACAGUUCUACCCAAAUCUUUCCAG